AUGGAUGUCAGUCGCAAGAAGAAAGCUGGUCAUAAAAGUAGUAGCACCUCACUCGCCAAUCGAGACCGCAAUCGUGACCGAGAUCAACAACGCACAGCCGUCGCGGUCCACCAGCCUCGAGUCAUGCUCGAAACGGCCGGUCUCAAGUGGCCUCGACACAUUAACGUUCCUCGGAAACAUGCGGAUAACGCGAAGCUGUUCCAGAAUCUCCUUGACCGAUUUCCGGAUUCACAUUUGGCCCGAGGCAAGGAAGUUUUUGAAAAUCUAUGUCCGCCAGACUUUGGUCUCUCUGCGGCCAUCCGAACAGCCGCACUCGGUCUUCGCUCCGUUACCUGGACCACCAUCACAACUGGCCCUCGACGCCUCGACACCGCCGCUGUACUACCUUCAUUCAACCGUCACAACAUCCGGAACAAAAUGGCUCCAACGCAGCAUGGAGGUGGACAGGUCUCAUCUAAACGGCAGCUUGCCUUGAGCUGGCGCGAGGACGAAAUCAUUUCCGUCUUUGAGCAGACACCCGAAAUCAAAGCGAACGGCUAUGCUGUGACGGGGUUCGAUUUCCCCCCAAAAGACCCUGUCGCUGAUGUCAAGUUCCGCUACCCCCCAGAGCGAAUGGCAGAGGUGAAGAAGCACGAUUACGAGCAGCAGGGUUGGGAAUCCCGGAAGGGGACAAUCAUCGAUAGUAUUGCGAGGGCCAUCAGACCCCUAACAUCGAUACAAGCAUCCCCAGGGCAAAAGCCCGGCCCCGUUGGUGGCGGUCGCAUUCAGCACUCCCUUUUUAAGAAAGAUACUUCCUUUCACGAGUACUCAUCAGUCGACGAGCUUGAGAGGCACCUGAACAGCAAAGGUCUUUCACCUAUCAGUGCAACUCGCUCCUAG
Messenger RNA from Diaporthe amygdali, 879 nucleotides. RefSeq lists its product as uncharacterized. The transcript is spliced from 3 exons. The coding region runs from base 1 to 879 and encodes 292 amino acids. NCBI's taxonomy places the organism in Eukaryota, Fungi, Ascomycota, Sordariomycetes, Diaporthales, Diaporthaceae. The record is from RefSeq and is a predicted model, not a curated record.